UUUAGUUAGGUCUGGUCGGCCCUUCCGCGGAUCCGCCAAGUCGACGAAUUGGAUAGAUCGGUCUGCGUUGAUGGUAAUGGCGGGCUUGACGGUGUAAGAUCUGUUGAGAAUGCUGGUCGAUCUGUUAGAAUGAAAUUCUUCUCCCAAUCCAGUCUGUGUCCAGUAUGGCUUGAGAUCGUUGCAAUCACAGUCAACUCACACACCCCUGUUUUGUCCAGUUCACCAAGGACAGAAGCAAAGCAAACAAAAUAAUGAUAAUUGGAAAUCAAACCCAAAAAAAAAAAAAAAAAAUAGUGUGGGAAAAAAGGGAGAAACAGACAGACACACUAAAAAGGAUAGUGGAUGGGAUGAAGGGAUUCCCGUAAUUGAUCCAAAAUGGGGAACGGGACGACGGGGAAAAGAAAGACAGACGAGAGAGAGGGAGAAACUGUUCUCACUAGUCUCAGUUUAUGUGGUGUGUUCUCUAUGUUUUAUUAUUUUUUUUCCCUCUCUCUCUUUUUUCUUUUUCUUUUUUCCCUUUUGGUUGGUGGUUGUUUGAAUGUUUUGAUUUCCAAAAGAAAAUUGAUAGAGCAGAAGGUCAAGUUACUCACAAGCAAUCCCUCUUCAAAGCUUCCGUGCUUUUUCUUUUAUAAUCAAUCUCCUCUUGUUCUUUCUUUUUAUAUCUUUUCUCGGUCUUCUUUGGUGUGCUCCUUUCUGUCGACUGUAAUUUUAAUCCUUUUCUCAAACCCUUCCUCCUUCAGCUGUGGCGGAGGCAAAAAAAAAAAUACUCAGGAAAAAGGUGGGAAGUGGAAACAAAUUAUAAUACAAUGGGGAAUCUGAGGCUUUGCCCAAAAGGGGAGUUGGGUUCCUAUUGGUAGAGA
Molecule: messenger RNA, 860 nt
Organism: Aspergillus pseudonomiae
Lineage: Eukaryota; Fungi; Ascomycota; Eurotiomycetes; Eurotiales; Aspergillaceae
Exons: 1
Coding region: 376-819 (147 amino acids)
Source: RefSeq, a predicted model, not a curated record